AGCGGGGUCUCACUGCUGCGGGUGUUUUUUUAUGUGUGUUUUUGUUGCGAAUUUUGCAAAGUGCUCUUUGGUGGUGGUGCUGUUGCUCUGGUGCUUGCUGUUGCGGCGGAGGCUUUGGUCCCGUUUGGCUGCAAUGUUGCUCUUGUUGGCCAGCAACCACACCAGUGUAUCCAAUGUGUGUGUGCUUGUGCGUACGGUUGCAUGGAAACGUCAAAAGUGCGUUACACAGGGGGUCUGGCCAUUCUUUCGCCCAUCCACCACCUCUGUGUGUUUGUGUGUGCCCGCUGCUGUCUUCCUCUGAUCUUUCUUCUGUGCCUGUUUCGCCGGGAAGAGACAAGAGCCAGUGUCCCUGUGUGUGUGUGUGUGUGUUUGUGUUCCGGUGAAUGAGAAGAGUCGUUCCGUUUGUAGGGGUUGGUGGGACACACAGAGAAAUAGCAAUAGCCGGAGAGCAGCGAGAGAGCGAGAGAGAGAGAGAAUGAGGCCUGACAGUGCGUGUGCAGUGCAGAGGGGAAGGGGGAAAGAAUAUGAAGCAAAACAAAAACAAAAACCGAAAACAAAACAACACACCCAUGUUUAAUGCAGUCCCUGUCAUCGGUAGUAAACAAAAGAGCAAACAACACCCAACGCAACCUACUGGAGGCUAGAAACAAAAGAAGAAGUAGAACGCACCCCGUCAGUGCGUGCCGUGUGUGUGGAGGGGUUGUUUCUGAAUGUGAUGGGGUUUCUGUUUCAGUGAGGGGCAACGGGUAGUGUAGGUUGUUUGCCGCAGCUCGUGCGCCACCUUCAACGUCGCAGCAGCAGCCAGGAGCUGCGGCGAACAGAAAAGUGUCUCGUGUCAAAAGUCAUCUCAGGUCGCGUGAGAUAGAAACAAAAUGUAAAUGGUGCUAUAAUAGUUUAGCUACACCGUGCUGAACCGGUGCUGUAGUGUGGAAGCAUAAUAACCCCGAGAAGCAUAAUUAUCAUCGAGCGAAAGCACGUUCCUGUGUACAGUGUGUCGUGCAAUUGUAGUGAAGUGCUGCACGAGAAGAAAAGAGCACAAGUGAAAGUGUUUUAUAAAUGAUAAACCUGUGCUUUACAUACAGUGCAAAAGCUUGAGUGCGUGUUUGUGUGUGUGUGUGUGUGUGUGUGUGUGUGUGUGUAUGUGUGGUGCGUAUUCAUAUUGUGCGUAUCAAAUGCAGCCCAGGUGUGUUGCAGCAAGCCGGGUGAUUUGCAUAAGUGUGUAAAUUAUCUCGCCUAUGCCUCCGUGUCUGCACUGUGGCAGGGUGUGUAAUUCGUGUGCGCUGCUUAAAAGCUCGGGCUUUGUUCGCUCCGGUACGCUAGCAUGAAUGAAACGACGAGCCGGUGCCAUACAGCUGUUGCGGAACCGAUGUAAAGCGGGAAAAAUUAACACGUGUCCAAACUGCAAACUUGCAACGCUGGUUCAGCCCGCUCCCGAAAGCAGCAACCUUGGGAUGCUGUCCGAACGGCAAGGUGUUGGCCAUUGUACACGGAGCAUAAUUUAUUAAUGGUGCUUACAACGUAAUAAACAAAAAAAGUCACCGCCAAGCAAUGCACAGUAGAAAGCGAAUGAAACAAAUGUUCCUGUCGCAGUAUCAGCGUCCGCGGGGCGUUUAAAGAGUUUUGCUGGAUAAAGAGUUUUUAGAGAGGGUUGAUGUGUGUGUGUUGCCCCUUCAGUCGUCGUUUCUAACCAUGAACGAACCGAUUCACUGUUAAACAUAUCACGCAUCGCGGGAACCGGGUGCGCUAUGUUCGUUUGCUAAAAAUCGGGCAAGAUCGGUUGCUUCUCUAUCCGCACCAUUCACUUUGCCAUUGCACGGUCCCCACCACACGUGUACGUGUGAGGGUGUGUGUUUGUGUGUGUGUGUGUGUUCGUGCGUUGAGUGAGCGGAGCCGAACGCACCGGGGUUUAGCAAAAGCAGUCAAGGUGGCCGCGUCGAAGAGAUCCCGCGGGACCUCGGCGUCCGAAGGUCGCCUUGCGCCGCCGGCCGCAUCGACGGACAGUGUCGGCGGUGGGCAUACCGCUGCAACGAGCAAUACCACCGCCACUACCGUUGCCACCUCGUCCUCGUCCGGCGGCCCGACCAUCGAUCCUUCCACCGCCAGCCUACGGUCGUCCAGUUCGCGCCAGGGUUCGGUCGAUGGCGUGAUGCAACGAUGCGGCCUCUGCUCCAUCAUCUCGAGCCUGCUGCGGCGCGCCAUGUGCGUCGGGUCGCGGCGUGGUAGCGGCGAGUCCUACUAUCAGGAGCUAGCGGAAACAAAUGUACGUCAAUGUGUUAAAUACAAUGAAUCUUCAACCAUCGCGGACGUCGCCACGGUGGAAACGACGGACAGCUCGAGCUACAAACGACUGAUAUCAACCACAUCCAGUAACGCCCCAACGGCAGCGGCUACGACGACGAUCGUGGCAUUGCAGACGCCCACCGCGACCACCCCAACCGUAAUGCUGCUGCACGGUGACGACGAGAUGGAGGAGGACGAUGCGCGGCGGGCACUGAACGGUGCGGCCGUGCGACGAAUCUCCGAACAGGACCGGCCCCUGUUCGAGGCACUGAUGGCGGAGGAGCGCGGCGAGCUGCCCCGGCGGCGGCACGCCUGUACCGGCCGCUUCCUCACCAUGCACAAGCGCCGCAGGAAGAAGCUGCUGACGCGCAGCCUCGCCCUCGAUCAGGCCAUCCUGGACGAUGUGCUGCACGGUCAGGUGCAGUGCAUUCUCGAUCGCGUCAACCACUGGCGCUUCAACGCGUUUACGCUCGAGACGGUCACUGGUGGACGCUCACUGCCGGUAUUAUGUGUUCAUCUGUUCCACUGGUACGGGCUGCUGGACCACUUCAACCUAGACGUAGUUAGAGUAUGGAAAUUGUUUAGCUUAAUCGAGGAGGGCUACCACAGCACGAACCCGUACCACAACUCGAUACACGCGACGGACGUCACGCAGGCGAUGCACUGCUUCCUGCAGGAGAAGCGCAUUCUGGAGAAUCUGAGCCCGCUCGAAAUCAUGGCCUCGCUGAUCGGUGCCGUCACGCACGAUCUCGACCAUCCGGGCGUGAACCAGCCGUUCCUGAUAGCGACCUCCAACCAUCUGGCGGCGCUGUACGAGAACACGUCCGUGCUGGAGAACCAUCACUGGCGGUCGGCCAUCGGCUGCCUGCUGGAGAGCGGCGUCGCGGAACAGGUGCAGGACAUACGGCCCGAGCUGGAGCGGCAGAUCAGCUCGCUCAUACUGGCGACGGACAUUACGCGGCAGCAGGAGUUUAUCGGCCGGUUCCGGGACUACCUGAGCCGGGAUGCGCUGGACAUGCGCGACACCACCCACCGCCACUUCAUCCUGCAGAUAUCGCUCAAGUGUGCGGACAUCUCGAACCCGUGCCGCCCGUGGGACAUCAGCAAGAAGUGGAGCACCAAGGUGUGCGAGGAGUUCUUCCGGCAGGGCGACUACGAGCGGCAGCUCAACCUGCCGGUGACGUCCCUGUGCGACCGGCAGUCGACGACGGUGCCGAAGAUACAGACCGGGUUCUUUAAGUUCGUCGUCACGCCGCUGAUGGACGAGUGGCACCGGUUUCUCCGCACCGAUCUGUCCCACUCGAUGAUGCACCAUCUGAAGUACAAUCAGACGCAGUGGGAGAGCAAGCUGCAGGCGGAGAUCAACGAGGAGACGCGCACGGAAAUCUCGGACGCCGAGCUGCUGGACGAGGAAGAUAUUGACGGUGGCGAGGAGGAUGGUGCCGGUGAGGAUGAGGCGGACGAUUCGCAUCAUCUCGAUUUGUCCGACAGCUCGGAGGUGCUGCUACCGCUGGCGAUGGCCAAGCUUGGCCGAAGAAGCUCACUGCAGGUGGCUGGUUCGGCGAACCAUGGCUUUGCGGGACGGAUGCGCAACGAGCGUCGACUCUCCGUGCCCGCGACCCACUGCAUCCCGAAGAUUAUCCUACCGGCGAAGGAACCCUCGAGCGGUGGCCGUUCCGGUGGUGGUUCUGGAACCGGCGAGUUCACUCUGCAGCCGCCGGAAUCGAUCCAAGAGAGCGAUGAGCAUCGUUUCGAUGCGGACUCGCUGUCCAUCUUCUCCUCCGACAGUGACAGCUUGCACCGGGGAGCGCGCGGCUCCUCGACCGGCAGCACCGCCGACCGGGAGCGACCACUCAGUGCGGAAAAUCUGCUGCCCGACUGCAGCAUCGCCUCGAUGACGGACGGUGCCUGCGGCGAUCGGCUCAAUCUCGUGCUGCACGGUGCGGUCAGCGUGGGCAACACGGCCAACCUGCUCACGGUCGGCACGUCCAAGCAUCUGAUCCGGCAGCAAACGUUCCCACCGCUGCAACCGUACGUCCGGACGCGCUACAUGUCGUCGCAGGCCGAGCUGGGCGCCUGCCCGGAGGCGCUGCUCGAAUCGCACUCGUCCAGCUCGAACAGCAGCGGAUCGACGAACGCAGCAGCCGCGUCGGCCGCCCUAUCUAACGUCGAAUCUCGUGGCCGCGUACUGGCGACCAGAAAGGAUAGCAUCAAGCGGGAGCAGCAACCGGACGGGGCCGGCUCGUCCCAGGCGGACGGAGCGGGCAAGAUCAAGGUGCCGAAGCUGUCCCUCGGCCAGAAGGAGAACCUCGACCCGUCGAUGCUGAAGCGCAGCCUGAGCAGGCGGCGCGGAUCCGCCCCGGUCACGGUGGCGCUGCCCACGAAGGCGAGCGAAACGGCGGGCGGAGCUGUGAGCGGCGUUGGCAUCGUCGGCGAGAUUGGCAAAUCGUUCAUCAUCAAAACGUGCGAUCUGAUGCGGCGAGGUUCGAUGCCGGUUGACGCUCUCAUGCACUCCAAGGAUCUUCCCGCGUCGCACAGUGCGGCUGGCAGUGCCACCGCCGGUGCGGCCGGUGCCGUACCUUCCAACGCAGCACAGCUACCGAACAGUCUCGUGGCACCACCGUACCCCGGCAUGCAGCGGCGUGGGUCCGUGCCGUGCGAAAGCACCAACAAUGUGGCGCUCCGGAGCAGCUUCAGCAUCAAGCGGCGCAGCACGAAGAAAGCGAUCCGCCGGCGGUCGUCCGGCGGGGCGGAAAUUCUCAGCCCCAUUCUGUCGGAGGAUGCGGCCGGUGGUGGCAGUAACGGUGCGGGUUCGUCGUCGUCGUCGUCCAACGCGUGGUACCGGAUCAAGCGCGAUUCGGGCCACCGGCGUGCGGGCGACAACGAGAGUCUGCUGUCCCGGCGGCGAGGUUCCCUGCCGGUCGAGGUCCUCGCGAUCGGUUACUCCGGUACUCUGCGUCACUAGAAGAGUGUAGAGGAAUGUUGGAAUUUCCACCCCACAAACCAUCACAUUGUCGUUUGCCAUUUCCAUCAUUCCAAUCAUGUCCAACCGUCGAUGCAAACUCCCGGCGGCAAGGCAAUUGUGGCGCUAAACUGUAGCGACCUAAUGCAAACGAAAACGACGCUACGAUAAGGCUGUCCCGGCACAGAGGAAAGAUCAAAAUAUCAUUCUCCAGUGGUGAAAGUUUCUUGGGGGAGAAAAAUUAGAAAAGAGGAGAAGAAGUAGAAAAAAUGGAAAACAGAAAUAACAACAAAAAAACAACCCUUUUUGCUCAUUCCUACCACCGAUGCUUCCCGCCUAUAGUCGAGUUAUAGAGUGUACACGGCACUGAACAACUACACCAGCAAGAUGAGAAAAGAGAGAAGCAAAAAGUAGACAAGACAGCAACAACAAAAACACACACACAAAUAAACAUCAUGCAUUAUGGAUAAGAAUACAAGAACUGAUCAGUUCCAAUGAGAACAAAACAAAAUUGAAUAAACCUUAGCAAUGUGUGUGCGUAUCAUUAGGAAAUCGAAGAAGAAGAAAAAGAAACACUUGGAAAAAAAAGAAAGGAGAAGAAAUCCCAUCUUUGUCCCGAUUUGUUGUGUGUUUGUGUGGAGAGGGUAUAAGUGAAUCAGCAAAAAAAUAAUCAAAGCUAUAUCGAAACACACUAGAAUGAUCGGAAAAAUCCAAAUAAAUCUGUGAGUGGUAGCAUAUUUAUAAUUGACUAAACAACAAUCGUUGAUAAGUGUGCGUAAGUGUGUGCAUUGGUGUUGUAGCAAUUGUAGAAUGUAAUGUUAAGAAAGAGAGCGUAAGCGACAUAAAAGGAACGAGAGAGAGAGAAAAAAAACAUUAAUAAAAAACACCCGCUUAACGAUAGGCAAACUACUAACACACCACCUUCCCCCGUCCCCAUCACUCUUCGCCCCUUUAGUUAGAAAACGGUGCUUAAAAUCGGUGUAAAGAAGAAGAUAAAGACGAAACGAACCACAAGUUAGGGCAAUGUUUGUGGGCGCACGAUUUGGAACGCAUGUAAAAGAUAAAAAGUGAACAAAAGAUAAAGGAAAAUGAAAGUAAAAUAACGCCCGAAAUGGAGGAAAACCCCGCACCAUCCGACACACACACAACUGGAGAGCUUAUGUAAACACACACACACACAUACAUCUCUACAUCUCUCAAGAUCACUUUGCAUACAUCACGAUCAAUUUAUCUCUCGCCAUUCUACAUCGCACCAUCGUUCUCGAGACUAUAUCAAUCAUUUAAAGCAUUGCACUUACUAACCACGUCACAUUCGUCCCUUUUUACUAUACUAUAAGGAGCUGGUAUUCCUCGAAUGUAAGUGUAUGCGCACGUAUGUGUGUGUGUGUGUCUAAUUUUCUUUCUGUUUGGCAUUAACAAAUUAUGCCUUCCCAUAUUCGUCUGCACUCGGAAUGUGCAGGAAUAGAAAUCGUUUUUGCCCCUACUUCAAAUGCAUAUAAUUUAAUGAACAAGAAAACAGCACACAAGAACUCUUUCCAAAAAAAAAAAUAACACAAAAAAAUGGAAAGCUUUGUGUUAAGAGAAAGAGAUAGAGAAAAAAAGAAGAAAACGGAGAAUAAACAAAUGAAUAUGCUAGACAGUAGAACCUGAACGCUGGCUGGUUCCAGCCCAAGGAAAAGAAACAGAAACGUAAGCAGUAGAAGUAAACAGUAGCCAACGCAUGAGCAAGGUGUGAAGCAACUCUUCCAGCCAAAAACCAUGCAAAACCAACAAGAAAUAGUAAACGACAUGAACAAUACAUAUAACCUUGGUUUGUAGGGCGCAUAGCACAAUAGAGAUAAAAAGAAGAGAAAGAGCAAGAAAGAAAGCGAACAUUAGAAACACAUUGGAGCUAAGCAAACAGAUAAACUUCCACACAAAAACACAAUACUUUUCCAUAAAAAAAAAGUUUUGUAAUGUGAAUUGACUGUGAAAAGUGGUGUAUGAAGAAAAUAGGAAACUCUCUUCCGUUGUAGUGUAGCUAUUUCGAUCCAAUCAAACAAGAAAAGAGCAACAACAAAUAGUAAAAAAAGACAACUAAUUAGAACAAUAAAGAAACAAAAGUAAGCACAUAA
Molecule: messenger RNA, 7356 nt
Organism: Anopheles merus
Lineage: Eukaryota; Metazoa; Arthropoda; Insecta; Diptera; Culicidae
Exons: 8
Coding region: 2147-5245 (1032 amino acids)
Molecular function (GO): 3',5'-cyclic-AMP phosphodiesterase activity
Source: RefSeq, a predicted model, not a curated record